GCGGCCGCCGCCGCAGCCCUCAGCCCGCCGUCGCCGCCGUCGCCUCCGCCGGGUUGCGCCUCCGACUGUCAGCUAAAGCUGCGGACGGAGCCCGCGGGGCGGCGACCACGUCCCGGGCCGGACAUGGCGGCGCUCUACGCCUGCACCAAGUGCCACCAGCGCUUUCCCUUCGAGGCGCUGUCUCAGGGGCAGCAGCUGUGCAAGGAAUGUCGGAUUGCACACCCUGUUGUGAAGUGCACCUACUGUAGGACUGAAUACCAGCAGGAGAGUAAAACCAGUACAAUAUGCAAGAAAUGUGCUCAGAAUGUGCAGUUGUAUGGAACGCCCAAACCAUGUCAGUAUUGCAAUAUAAUCGCAGCAUUUAUUGGUAACAAAUGCCAGCGCUGCACAAAUUCAGAGAAGAAGUAUGGACCACCAUAUUCUUGUGAACAGUGCAAGCAGCAGUGUGCAUUUGACAGGAAAGAUGACAGAAAGAAGGUAGAUGGGAAAUUGCUGUGCUGGCUGUGCACACUUUCAUACAAACGGGUCCUUCAGAAGACCAAAGAGCAGAGGAAGCAUCUAAGCAGCUCUUCCCGUGCCAGCCACCAGGAGAAGGAGCAGUACAGUCGCUUGAGUAGUGGCAGCCAUUAUAACAGCCAGAAAACACUUUCUACGUCUUCAAUUCAAAAUGAAAUCCCAAAGAAAAAGUCCAAGUUUGAGUCAAUCACAACCAAUGGAGACAGCUUUUCCCCAGACCUGGCUCUGGACUCACCAGGCACUGACCACUUUGUCAUCAUUGCCCAACUGAAGGAAGAAGUGGCCACUCUAAAGAAGAUGCUGCAUCAAAAAGAUCAGAUGAUUUUAGAGAAAGAGAAGAAGAUCACAGAGUUGAAGGCUGAUUUUCAAUACCAAGAAUCUCAGAUGAGAGCCAAAAUGAACCAAAUGGAGAAAACCCACAAAGAAGUCACAGAACAAUUGCAGGCAAAAAACAGGGAGCUUCUGAAGCAAGCAGCUGCCUUGUCCAAGAGCAAGAAGUUGGAGAAGUCAGGAGCUAUAACCUCUCCGUGAGAGACCACCAGGAGGUUCCCCAGCAACAGCAAAUGGGUUCCUGAGUUAGGGUUGGCAACUUAGGAACUCCAAGUGUUCUUCAGAAAUCUGUUUUAUUACAGUUAGCCUUUGUGUGAUUGCAGUGGCUGAAUGGAAACACCUGGUUUUCACUGUGUUAUGACUGCAUGCUUGAAUGUUUGGAGUUUCAGGCUCUUUUUCUCUCACUCUCACACUCCCAAUCCUCUCUCCUCCCUUUCCCUCACUUUCUCACAGUGCUACUAGCUCUGUCUCUUUCUACUAUUUUCUCCUUC
Messenger RNA from Pipistrellus kuhlii (Kuhl's pipistrelle), 1337 nucleotides. RefSeq names its product family with sequence similarity 76 member A (gene FAM76A). The transcript is spliced from 9 exons. NCBI's taxonomy places the organism in Eukaryota, Metazoa, Chordata, Mammalia, Chiroptera, Vespertilionidae. The record is from RefSeq and is a predicted model, not a curated record. The coding region runs from base 124 to 1047 and encodes 307 amino acids.